AUGAAAUUGCAGAACAAGUUUUACGGCAUUUCUUCGGUUGAGCUUCGCCGCUUAGUGUUCGAGUAUGCUGAGAAAAAUUGCAUUCCACACCAAUUUAACAAAUCAGCUAAAUUAGCAGGGCAAGAUUGGUUUAAUGGAUUUUUGAAGCGGAACUUAAGAAUCAGCAUUCGCAAACCAGAAGCAACAAGCAUGAGUCGAAUAACUGCGUUCAAUAAAGAAGUGGAUCUUUUUUUCUACAACCACAACUGUGAAAUGGACAAAUACGAGUUUACGGCCUCGAGGAUAUAUAAUUUUGAUGAGACGGGGAUCUCCACGGUCCAAAAACCAGGAAAGAUUUUAGGCCCGAAAGGAAUUAAGCAAGUGGGUGCUGCUACAAGCUGGGAACGGGGGAAAAAUAUCACUGUGAGCUGUAUAAUGAGUGCUGCUGGUGAAUAUAUUCCACCAAUGUUCAUCUUCCCUCGCCAAAGAAUGAGCCAUAAUUUGGCAAAACGUGGACCACCAAACGCAAUUUACCAUUGCAGUCAUAACGGGUGGAUAACUGAAGAGUUAUUUGUCACCUGGUUGCACCAUUUUAUUUUCCAUGCUAAGCCAACUAAAGAGCAGCCUGUUCUUCUCGUAAUGGAUAACCACAAAACCCACACUACCUUAACAGCGUACAAUGUUUGCAAGGAGUAUGGAAUAAUUGUGGUGACACUACAGCCACACUCGUCACAUCACCUUCAGCCAUUAGAUAUUACUUUAUUUAGCAUCUCUUUGUCCCACGCCUCAGUCUAA
Acanthoscelides obtectus is the source of this 774-nucleotide messenger RNA. Lineage: Eukaryota; Metazoa; Arthropoda; Insecta; Coleoptera; Chrysomelidae. The record is from the annotation of a GenBank genome assembly.